This is a messenger RNA of Rhinolophus ferrumequinum (greater horseshoe bat), 9638 nucleotides long. It is a transcript of the gene WSCD1, whose product is annotated as WSC domain containing 1. NCBI's taxonomy places the organism in Eukaryota, Metazoa, Chordata, Mammalia, Chiroptera, Rhinolophidae. The transcript has 9 exons. Gene Ontology annotation, molecular function: sulfotransferase activity. Bases 411 to 2138 code for a protein of 575 amino acids. The record is from RefSeq and is a predicted model, not a curated record.
CUGCCCCUAGUGGGAGUCAGAGGCAUGAGACUCCCUUUCAGGAAGACGGUGUUAGAGCCACGCCACCACCACCUGUUCCUGCAGCCUCUCUGCUGGUCCUCAGCCUCCAGGAGCAUCUUCACAGCCAGCCUGGGAUUUCUGAGCCUGGAGAUGAGGGUCAGUAGAGCUCAGGGAUGGCAAAGGUCGUGACACUUGGGCAGAAGCUACAGCUGCAGAGCUCGGUGGCUGGAAAUAAGUGAUGGUGCCAUUUGAGCACUUGCUGGAAGCAGGGCAGGAGGAACAGUAACCCCAGGGAGUACAGGCUGGUGCCAGCAUGUGGAGAUGACGCCUCCGGAGGCCCCGGCCUCCUUCCUGCCCGGGUGCUAGGAGCCGUCGCCAGGCUCCAGCUAGGAGCCCUGCCGCCCAGGGGCAUGGCCAAACCUUUCUUCCGACUCCAGAAGUUUCUCCGCCGAACGCAGUUCCUGCUGUUCUUCCUCACGGCCGCCUACUUGAUGACCGGCAGCCUGCUGCUGCUGCAGCGGGCCCGAGUGGCCCUGCCGCAGGGUCCCCGGGCAGCUGGCACCCUGCAGGCCUUACCCGUGGCCGCCAUGGCACUGGGCGUGGGUCUGCUGGAUAGCAGAGACCUGCAGGACCCCCGUGUCAGCCCGGAGCUGCUGCUUGAUGUGGACGUGCUGCGGAGCCCCCUGGCCCGGCCCCGGCCAGGACCCCGCUGGCUCCGGAGCCGCAACUCGGAGCUGCGCCAGCUGCGGCGCCGCUGGUUCCACCACUUCAUGGGUGACCCCCAGGGGCCACCCGCCCUGGGCCCCGAGGCUCCCCGGCCAGCUGCCAGCAGCCGAGGCACGUAUGUUGGAUGCUUCAGUGACGAUGGCCAGGAGAGAACUCUGAAGGGGGCUGUGUUUUUUGACUUGAGAAAGAUGACCAUCUCCCACUGUCAGGAUGCGUGUGCUGAGCGGUCCUACGUCUACGCCGGCUUGGAGGCCGGGGCAGAGUGCUACUGUGGGAACCGGCUCCCAGCGGUGAGCGUCGGGCUGGAGGAGUGUAACCAUGAGUGCAAGGGCGAGAAGGGCUCCGUGUGCGGGGGUGUUGGCCGGCUGUCUGUGUACCGGGUGGAGGAGCUGCAGCCAGGCUCCAGGAAGCGGAGGACCGUCACGUACCGAGGGUGCUUCCGACUGCCGGAGAACAUCACACACGCCUUCCCCGACUCCCUGAUACAGGCCAAUGUGACAGUGGAGACGUGCUCGGGAUUUUGUUCCCAGAAAGAGUUCCCCUUGGCCGUUCUCAGGGGCUGGGAGUGCUACUGUGCUUACCCCACGCCCCAGUUCAGCCUGCAGGAUGCCGUGGACAGCUCGCUGUGUGGCCAGGACCCUGAGGCACAGAGGCUGGCGGAGUACUGCAAGGUCUACCAGACGCCCAUGCAAGACACUCGGUGCACAGACAGGAGGUUCCUGCCCACCAAAUCCAAAGUGUUUGUGGCUUUGUCGAGUUUCCCAGGAGCCGGGAACACCUGGGCGCGACACCUCAUUGAGCACGCCACCGGCUUCUAUACAGGGAGCUACUAUUUUGACGGAACUCUGUACAACAAAGGGUUUAAGGGUGAGAAGGACCACUGGCGGAGCCGGCGCACCAUCUGUGUGAAGACCCAUGAGAGUGGCAGGAGGGAGAUUGAGAUGUUUGACUCGGCCAUUCUGCUCAUCCGGAACCCAUACAGGUCCCUGGUGGCCGAAUUCAACAGGAAGUGUGCCGGGCACCUGGGCUAUGCAGCUGACCGCAACUGGAAGAGCAAAGAGUGGCCAGACUUCGUCAACAGCUACUCGUCGUGGUGGUCCUCGCAUGUCCUGGACUGGCUCAAGUACGGCAAGCGGCUGCUGGUCGUGCACUACGAGGAGCUGCGGCACAGCCUGGUGCCCACACUGCGGGAGAUGGUGGCCUUUCUCAACGUGUCGGUGAGCGAGGAGCGGCUGCUCUGCGUGGAGAACAACAAGGAAGGCAGCUUCCGGCGGCGCGGCGGGCGCCCUCACGACCCCGAGCCCUUCACCCCGGAGAUGAAGGACUUGAUCAAUGGCUACAUCCGGACGGUGGACAAGGCCCUGCGUGACCACAACUGGGCGGGGCUGCCCAGGGAGUACGUGCCCAGAUGAUAGGCCCGGCUGCUCUGCCCGCCCCACCGAGAGCCUGCCCCCCACCCCCGGGGUAACACCUGCUGGGACACGAGGUGGCAGCCUCCCUGGGACACAAGGCUUCCGGUGCUGCCAGCAGGGAGGGCUGCCCAGGUGCUGCCUCCCACACGUGCAGGGAGACCUGACACAAGCCCUUACUUAGUCCACACAGGCAGACAUGAUGUCACAGGACAGACACAAAUGGAUGCACACUCCUAGCCAGACACUUAGACACGCCACUCCACGCCUAAGCCACCACACAGGGUGUGCUGGACACUCAGACUUGCAAACGCCGCCACACACAGAUCCCAGGUUAUGCGUUCCCAGAGGCUGUCUGUCUGUCUGUCUCAUACACACAGACACACAUAUGCACCAGGGCUCUCAGAGGGCCCAGGUUCCCUGUUUCCAGCCCCAGCCAUGGACUUACUGGCCAGAGCCCUUGACUUUGGGAUACUGGCUGGGCGGGCCUUCCUGCUCUGGGCUUGGAGGUGGGUUCUGCACUGUCGCUGUGGGCCAUGCGGCCCCGACCGCCUUUCUGACAUCCCAUAAAUGUGUGUGGUGUGACAACCGGGCACCAUGAGCUCUGCAGCCCUGCCUCCCCUUCUCUGAGGAUGGGCUGGCCGCACUGUGGGCAGAGUGGAGUGCCCCUAAAACACACACCAACCUCAGGACCCACCGAAAGUUCUAUUCACCCCUUGGCACCCCUUCUAACAUGAAUGCUUUUUGGAGUGGAGCCUCCUUGCCUGGCUACUUCCUCCAACUGUCCCCGGGAAAGCUGGGCAUUCAUGCCAUGCCUCAGAAACAGGGUGUGAGGGCAAGAGCACAGUGGGGCAGGGAGGGAGCUGGGCCACAGGGAGUCCUGGACCCCCGGGUCCCAUAUGUCAGCAGGAGGGGCUUUGUGGGGGACGUCGGGAAACCCAGGAAGGGCAGGUCUUGGGGAUCACUGCAACUGGUUGUCCUACUGAUCUUGACAAGCUCCUGCUCUCCAUGGGGUCCCACUCUCGGGUCACAAGGAAGGGGAGCUACCUGGCCCCUCAACUCCUCCCUUGGACCACCGGCAAUGGCUGCAGCUUCUGCCUGACCCCAGGUGGCCGUGGCCGAGCCCUCUCUGUUGUUCACCCCACCACUUCCUGUCACUGGGCCUCUUUGUCAUACCCUCUGUCUCUAUUUCUGUGGGGCUGUCAUCUGUCCCACUUGUUCAUUCGUUUCCUGAACACAAAGGGCAGGGCACUCACAACUGCUGAGUCCUGCUGAGUGUGGCCUCCAGAAGAAGGAGAAGUCCUAUAUACGGAAGGCCCCCGUCCCCCACCCCCAGCUCUAGUGAAGCCAGCCUAGGGGUGGUCAGAUAGGAGCGAGAAACCCAGAAACAGGAGUAUAUGUGCUGUGCAGGCCCACAGUGGUGAGCCCGUGUGCCUGGCCUUCCAACUUUUACCUGGUCUUGAGGAAUCUGUAGGAAUAUCCCAGCAAAGCAGAGGGAAAGGAUAGUGAAGCCAAAGGGAACAGCAUGUGCAAAGGCUCAGAAGCUUGGAAAACCCUGGUGUGUUUGACAAAACAGGUGAAUGGAGCGUGGAGCGUGUGUGUGUCUCUCUUCCAGUCUGUGUAGCAGGAGGAAGGGAGUGGGUGGGUGAGGACAAAGGUGGAGACACAGAAAAGGACACUGUCCUUACAUCAACUCAGUGCCCAGCCUGGGAGGGGCAGAGGCGCUGAUGUUAAUUACCUUCCUGGUUCACCCUUUGCUGCAUGUCAUAUGGAGACCUGGGAGUUCAGGUCUAGAAGUGGGAAUGGACCAGGGACCAUGGCCCAGGGCGGCCAAGACAUAGGGAGGGUUAUGGAGACCUCAGUUGCACACCAAGCUUUGUGAGGGGGAGGAAGAUGGGUGGGCCUGACCUCAGGUAACCCCUGAGCUCCAGGACUGGGGUAAUCCCAGCUGGACCCCUUUGUCUGAUCCAAGCUCCAUCACAAGGAGAAAACGGGUGAGGGGUUUGGGAAAUCUGGCUAUAGGGAUGCCCUGAUCUCUGUUCCCUGGCUGGCAAUGGGGAGCUGAGAGCCACCCCCAGUGAGGGCAGGCAGGGCUAGAGGUCCCAGUGGAACUGCCCUUCCUCAGAGGGAAGCCUCCCUAGCGUUCAGUUUUGCCAAUAAGUGGGCUUGAGCAGUUGCGCUCCUGGUGGCCUCCAAGUCCUUCCUGAGGUUCCCCCAAACCCACACUGAUGCUGAGGCUGUUCUAGACCCUCCCAAAGCAUCACCUGGCUCAGCUCAGAGCUGGAAACAGCAGGGUCUUUAUAAAUGUGCAUUGGCUCAGCGUGGCUCCAAGGUCGUCUGUGAAGGCCUCCAAUGAGGCUGUGUCUCCUGAGCUGUAGGAAUAGUUGAGACCCACGAGGAGUUUCCACACUGCCUUGGAAGGGGGCCAGGGGACACCUGCAUUCCAGAGCACACCUAGGAUCUCAAGGGAGACAGCAGCACCAACCCAUGGAGAUGAUGGACGCUGGUCGCCACCAGAGAUUGGCUCCCUGGCUGUGGCCCUCAGUCCCGAGCCACCCAGAUAAUCUUUAGGUAGAAAACUCAGAAGCCGUGGAGGAUGAGCAGGGCAGAGGUGGCUGGAGGACUGGCCAGAACCCCAGCUGGGGCAUGGCCUCCUGAGCAUUCCCCCACCAACCCUGAGAGUCAGGAGAGCAACAGCACAGGCCGUUUCUCUCCCCUGCUGCCAGGUACCUACAGACCUCUUUUUCCAGGUGGAGUGCCGCCUGAUCCAAUGGCCUUUUGGUUUACUGUGCACCUUAGCCAAGCAUGCAAAUGAAAAGAAUGAAGGGAUCUGGGUGUAUCCAGUGGGCGUUGAAUCAAUGCCCAUGGGAGGCACCUGGUACUUGGCAGGUGCUCCCGGAUGUUGGAUGAGCAGGGAGAUGGAAAGGCGCUACCUGCUGCUGCUGACUGUCAGUAGCCGUCACCUGGGCCUGCCCCUGCAGGAGAGCAGAAUGCAGGAAGGGGGAAUCCAUCUGUCCUUUUGGGAAAGUCCUUUUGUCUCUUUCCAAGUUAGGUUUUGUCUAUAGUUCACAGCUUCUCCAUAAAGAGGAUACUGUCCCAACCAGCCAAGGAGGAAAAGUGGAUCUGCAUUUAGGGAAAUGUGACACAUGCAUCAGAAACCCAUUAGAACAGCGAAACUGUACAGAUUCCAACUUCAAAAGCAAGGCUAUAGAGUUACACAAACCUGUGUGUUAAAACAUGUAAUAUCCAUGGAUUUCGUCUCCUGUUGUGGAUCAAUUUGGAAAACCGAAAAUAUAAAAUUGUAAGAAGCCAAAACACAUUCUGAUAAUGCCAGUGAUGUGUAAAUGAGAGAGAAUAGACAGGCUUCCAAACCCUGGGAAGAAAGCUUAAUUAUGUAUCUUAUGAUGAAGUCUCUUGCAGCUAAAAUUAGAUUUUGAAUGCAUGAAUAUGCAAUAAUGUUUGCACACCAGAAUGCAUUUUCCCCCUUAAAAGUAGCAGGAACUACUUGGUUCUUAGGGGGCCCUAAGAGAGGAGAUGGAAGUGCUGGGGUUGAUCUUUGUGUGGCUGCAAAAAUUCUUGGGACAUAGGUUUGUUUUCUUUUGACUGGGAACACGUUGGAUGUGUUUGAAAUGUGAUGCCUCCAGUGCAUUCAGGUUUAGGGAGAAAUUGAUCUGUCUGAACCCACAUUAAUGACCACUCAGUACUAGCCAGUUGGCCUGAACAAGCAAAAGUAGAGUGGAAAUAAUACAGGGUCUGCAGACUAAAGGACUGACUGGGUUGUGGUCCCAGUUCUUCUCGCUGUGAUUUUGGGAAGGCCUUUUCCCUCUCUGGCCUCAACUUUCCCACCCAUAAAGUGAGGGAUGUGGUAGAUAUUGUUGGCUGCAUCCCCCAUGCCCAUCCCCCAAUUUUGUUUCCCAGCAGCCCCUGAUUACUGUUUGGGGAUUUUAUGAUCUAACUGAGCCAUCACUACUUCCAGGGGUGAACCCAAGACCUGGACUAAGCCAACACCGCAUUCUCUCUCUCUGGCUACCGUGAUGGGUUCAGGUAUGGUCAUGUGAGCUAAGGCAGUGUAGCCAGAGGAAAUUUCAAAACUUUCUCUGGAAAUGUUUGGUAGAGACUCUAUCCACUCCGCUGCAUAUAAAAGAGGAAGUAGAUAAUCUUGGAUUUUGAUGGUGGCCGUCUGGGGACCAUGGAGGGGAAGUACUCUCGGCCUGAAGCUGACACUAUUAAAGGGAGAGUCAAGAGACAGAAAGAAGUCAGGUCCUUGGCGACAUUGUUUAAGUACAGGAUCAAGCUUUGCCUGCGAUUGGCCCUACCUCUGGAUGGUUUUAUUACACGAGCCAAUAAAUUCCCUUUAUUGUUUAAGUUGGGUUGAGUUGGGUUUUUGUUACUUAGCGCCCACAGCAGGGUACAAGGGGCUGGGAUUAGAAGGCCCUGAGGUCCUGAUACUCUCUGUCUCUGGCUGAUGUACAUGAAGACUGAAACUCAGAUCCGUAUGAGCCGAUAGAAUUAGAAAGUUGCUUUUUUACAGGAAUGGGGCUGGGUGUGAGAUGCUCAGAAAGAAGCUGUACCCGCCAGCCAGGACAAGAAGCAUUUUUAUGUCAGUACACAAUGAGGUCACCUACAUAUCUUUAGAAAAUCAUUCCUCUUUAUUGCCCAGCCCAAACCAUCAGUUAUCUCAUUUAAUCCUUAACCAAUGCUUUGUCAUUAUGUCCACUUGACAGGUGAAAGGACCAGGAUAUCAAUCUUUAAUGAUUGUAAAAGUAUGACCCUGUUGUAUUUACCAUACUCCUUUCAUGAAGAAUACUAUGUAAUGUUGGAAGGAAUGCUUUGAGAAGCUAUUUGAAUUGGGGGUGGGACCUCCUUUGAGGGACAUGUUUGAUAACAGCUGUUGAGCACUAAACUGCCUUCUGAGAAGGCUAGCUAUAGUUAGUCAUACAGCUUUGGUUUUGCUGAACGGGACAUGCAAGCUUGGGGCAGAGCAGAAUUGCUCCAAUUGGCAGAGAGGUGGGAUGAUGCCACUGAGAGUUUCCUUCUUCUAUCCUCCCCUAUGUAACCCUGCUGGGUGCUAGAAAUUAGAAGGACAGAGAGGGUUAUAUGUGACCCCUAUCUUCAAACUCUCCUUGGAAUGUCUGACUCUAAUACCGCAUGCCUGGAUGGAGUCUGUGCAAUACGUAGAGGAAGCCAGAUCCCAGGAAAUCGAUGUGAGGAUAUUCGUCUCUAGUACUCCCUUUUGUGACGGAAGAUAGAUUUGGGGCCUCUCCUGAGAACUCUUACAUGCAAAAACUUUGCAGACAUCUGGGUUUCUGACAUGGGAAAUAUGAGCAGAUCCACCCUGAGUAAUAAGCAUAAGUGCUUCUAUAAAAUGAGGAAUCUUGAUGUCAAACAAAAAUGAAAACAAUUCCAAUUGAUGUUGUACGCAUAAGCAUGAGCUGAAUGAAUUAACCUCCCAGGGUGUCUUCGGUACUGGAGACCUUUGUUUUUCAGGUUCAGACAUCAGCAGUGACAGGUGCCUGGCUUUGAUGGUGUGGCCAGUGAGGAUCCAUGACAGUAAAUAGUGUUCUGACAGGUCCCACAAACAUCAUCCCACUUGUGCCUCAGGGGUGCAGACAUGAGGAUUUUCAUGGAGUGGGAAGAGAAAUGUAUUUUCUGAAAAUAUUUGCCCAAAGUGCAAAACCUUUAUUUUACAGAUGAGAAAAAUGAGACUCAGAACGGGGAAGGGUUCCCCACGAGGUCCUGCUGUAGGAAUAAGAAUGAGGGUGGAGCUGGGACGAGAAUGAGAGCCCUUCGAUGAAACCACCAGGUCUCCCCUAUACUGCAUCCCUAUAACGCUUUAAGACGUUGCUGGAAAGGAGGCAAGUGGACUCAUUCAGCUCAUUUGGAAGCGACCCCAUUCAUUUCACUGCUAAUUCUUUGCCAGCAUACUUUUUGAUGGGCACCUGGGUUCACUUGUAAGGGCCACUUACCAGGCACCCUCAGUACUCGAAAACUUGCUCAGAGGGUACAGACCUUUCCACAGGAGUGAGGUUAGAGAUGGACCAUAACCUGCCAUAAGAUGGAAGCCCAGACUUUUCAUGGAGUCACAAACAUGCCAGGCAGCAGAAAGGCCCUGUUGCCCCCAAGAUAUUAAUAGAUCAGCAUCUUUGGGGGGCCUGAGCCCAUCAGUGUGCAUGCAUUUAGGAGUAUGUGUGCAUGCAGGUGUGAGCUGCAGCUGCCGACAGACACCUGCCCCUGUGAGUUCCAUGCCAGCCCACCUGAGCUUUACAAGUGACAAGAGCCUUGUCAUCUGACUGUGGUAUCAACUUGGCUAACUCUUCCUCCUACAGUCAGAGCUACCACACCCAGAUGACAUAGUAAUCCAUUCCUACUUUGGAAGGCAGGACACACACUUAGUGUGUCUGGGAGGAAGCCUGAGAGAGCAGAGCAGAGCAGAGCAGAGCAGAGCAGUGGUACCAGGCAUAGAUACUUCCCUUUUGACGCAGCCUUCAGCCAUUCAAAUUGUAACAUGGGACAUACCAAACGUUGAGCUCACAAUUCACCAAAGUCACCUGGAUUAGUCAUUCUGCAGCUUCUGUAGGUCAGGAGUUUGGGCACAGCCUUGGUGGGUCCUCUGCUUCAGGAUAUCACUGGACUGCAAUCAAGGUGUUAACCAGGCUGCAUUCUCAUCUGGAGGUUUGACUGGGGAAGUGUCCAUGUCCAAGCUCACUCAGAUGGUUGGCACAAUUGUCACUUGUGAUUAUAGGACUGAGGCUCUCUGUCCCUCCAGCCCACCCAGAGUUCUUGAUGAAUGGCCUCUCAUAGGCAGUUCACAACAAGGCUGUCGGCUUCUUCAAGGCUGGCUUCAGAGCUAGAGAGUCUGACACGCAUUACAUCAUCACAGGAAUGCCAUCCCCUCACCUUUGCCACAUUCUAGACAGAAGCAAGUCACAGAUCCCACUCACACUCAAGGGUAGGUGAUUACGUAAGACCAUGAACGCCACGACAUGGGGAUCACUGGGGACCACCUUUGGGUCUGUCCAUCACAGCACCAAUAUGGAAGAAAUCCAGAAAUCAGUACAUUCCUUAUGAUCUAUACAGCAUUGCUGACGACUGGAUUGCACUGAAUGUAGUGGAUAUUUUGAAGAAUCAUCCAGAAGGAUCAGGUUAUAUCCAUGUUAGAAUAAUGAGUUUAGGUCCCCAAUCCACUGCCUUGACGUUAACAGAAUCAUUAGGAACAUCCCUAAUUCAUAUUGGCCAUCUCUAUACUCAUUUUUUGUUAUCCUGCUCAGGACAUAGUGGGCCUUUCAAUGCCUGGAUUUGUUGAAUAUUGCCAUCUCUUUCCUCUCUAAUCCUCCAUUCUAGCAUUCCUUUACACUGACAUUGAAACUCAAGAAUCUAGUUCCAGGCCGGCCCCAUGGCUCAGGCAGUUGGAGCUCCGUGCUCCUAACACCGCCAAUUCGAUUACCACAUGGGCCAGUGCCAGAUGGCUCAGCUGGUUGGAGCGUGGGUUCUCGACCACAAGGU